Oenanthe melanoleuca is the source of this 2186-nucleotide messenger RNA. RefSeq names its product zinc finger protein with KRAB and SCAN domains 8-like. Bases 462 to 1142 code for a protein of 226 amino acids. NCBI's taxonomy places the organism in Eukaryota, Metazoa, Chordata, Aves, Passeriformes, Muscicapidae. The transcript is spliced from 3 exons. The record is from RefSeq and is a predicted model, not a curated record.
GCCCACCGCCAGCUGCGGUCAUGGCCGGGCGCUCUUUGCUCCCAGUUCCCUCCCAGUGCUCCCAGUAAGAGCGGCACUGGCAGGGAAAGCGCUCCCAGUUAAUCCCGGGGCUCUCAGCAUCGCUGCCGCUGCUCUCGCUGUCAUUCCCAGCGCUCCCAGUAUCACUCGCAGCACUGCGCGGGUUGCAGUGGCUUCGACACCGCCCAGGGCAGAGCGCGGCUGCUUUUGGGUGGCGGCCCGGGCAGGGAGCGGAGGAGGAGAGGGAGGAAGAGGAGGAGCGGGAGGAAGAGGAGGAGGAGCAGCAGCAAGAGGAGGAGCGAUUUUGGAACCAGGCGCUUCUGCCGCCCGCCCGCACAGAGCGCAGCUUCCCCCGGGUGCGGCAGCAUCGCCCCCAAAAACCCGCAGGAUUUCCCUAACCUUGGAUGAUUGAGGGGGAGGAAUAGGCCUUGAGGAAGUGGAAGAUGUCCCGGGAGCCACAGGCAGAAAAGGAGCUGAGCACGGACAGCAGGGAGGACAAAUCCCCGCGGCACAGCCUCGGGCGAGAGGCCGUUUGCAGCGGCUCCACGGUGCAGGAAUGCAACGGGGAGGAAAAGCCCCGCAGAUCCCGCAGCAGGAGGGGCUGCAAACGCACAGCCCGGGGAUCCCAGCAGGAAAGACCCAGCCCGCGCCGGGGAGGCGGCCGGAGCUCGGAGCUGGGGCUGGGUGAGCAGCUUCACCAUGGGGAGAAGCCCCACAAGUGCUCGCAAUGUGGGAAGAGAUUCGGGUUUAUAUCGGGUCUGAUCAGACACCAGAGAAUUCACACGGGGGAACGGCCCUACGAGUGUGGGGAGUGUGGGAAGAGAUUCAGUCAGAGCUCAAACCUGAUUGUGCACCGGCGCAUCCACACUGGGGAGAGACCCUACGAGUGUGAUAAAUGCAGGAAGGGGUUUCACACCAGUUCCACUCUCCUGAGGCACUACCGCACUCACAAAGAUGAGAGGCCUUAUGAGUGCCCUGAUUGUGGGAAGGGAUUUAAACACAGCUCCACCCUCGUCCAGCAUCGGCGCAUCCACACCGGGGAGAGACCGUACGAGUGUCCCGAGUGUGGGAAGAGCUUCUCAAGGGGCUCUCACUUGACCAAACACCAAAGGAGUCUCCACUGAGAGAAGCCCUGCGAGUGCCCCGAGCGCAGGAAGAGCUUCGUGCGCUGCUCCAGCUCCAUCCCCCAGGGCAGGAUCUGCGCUGCAUGAUCCCCAGUGACCCCCGGUGGGCAGAGCCCCGCUGAGCUCUGGUGCUGCUGAUCCAUGUUGGGAAAACACCUGGCUGGGGGCUCCACAUCCUCCUGGCUCCCAUCCCAGUCCAAUUCCCAUUCCCUCUCUCAUUUCCUCUCCCUGUCCCGUAUUCUCUGCCCGGUUGUCGUUCCCAUAUUCCCAGUCCCAUAUUUCCUGUGUGUUGGGAAGGGUAAGGAUUUGAUAGGAAGCUCUCAGAGAUAUUUAUGUACAACAUUUCCAUUUCUAUAUUUCCAGUGCAGUUCCCAUAUUCCUAUUCCCAAUCCCAUUCCCGUAUUCAAAUUUGCAAUCCCUUUCCCAUCUUCUAAAUCGCCAUCCCAUAUUCUCUCUCCAAUUGCUAUUUCCGUAUUCCGUGUCCCGUUCCCAUAUUCCAAUUCCCAGUUCCUCUUUUCAUUCCCGAUCCCAAGUCCCUGUACCCAUUCCUAGAUGUUGGACUGGAGAACACAGAUGCAUCUCAGAGAGAAAACAGAUUGCAUGCAUUAAAUUAAAAACCUUUUGAGAAAUUAAACUACAUUAUGCCACACAGACAUGCAAUAGAGGUCUGUGCUUUUGUUUUAAUUAAGUAGAAAUAUUAGUUUGCAUAGAUACGAAGUAAAAGUAUAAAUCUUAGUUUGAAGUGCCUUAUAAGUAAAAGUCUUAGAAUCUGGUGUGAAAAAUAACCUGCAGUGAAAACUCAAAACCACAGCUCUAGAGAGAAUAAAAGUAAGUAGAACUUUUGCAAUAUUCUUCAGACAGAAAGACAGGGCAUGUGCACAAGUUAGACGUAAACUUCUGUCUUACAGAAGAACAAUUCUAAUACAUUUAGGAGAAAUGUUUGGGUUCCUGUUUUUGAUCAUUGGGAAAUUUGUCAAUAAAGAUCUGUGUAUUGGAGCCAAAGCUCUCUCUUGCUCCUCUCUCGUCGCUCUCCCUUCCUCACCC